AUAAAUCGAAAACCCACAACAGAAAUUUUCACUCUCUCAUUUCUGUCCUCUCUCUAAAAUAGCAGCUUCGCAGUAGAAGAAGAAGAAGAAGAACAAGAACAAGAAGACACCAGCAGUAAAAGAGUUCGAGUUCUUUUUACAUUACUGAUUGAUAAGUGGCUUCUGCAAUGCACCGUGUGGGUAGCGCGGGAAACACAACCAAUUCCACUCGGCCUCGCAAAGAGAAGAGAUUAACAUAUGUGUUAAGUGAUGCUGAUGAUACAAAGCAUUGUGCAGGCAUAAAUAGUUUGGCAUUGUUGAAGACUACAGUAUUUGAUGGGUGUGAUUACCUUUUCACUGGGAGCCGUGAUGGAACACUGAAAAGAUGGGCACUGGGUGAAGAUGCUGCCACUUGCUCUGCUACAUUUGAGUCUCAUGUGGAUUGGGUCAAUGAUUGUGUACUUGCAGGAGACAAUACACUUGUUUCUUGUUCUUCAGAUACCACCCUUAAGACCUGGAAUGGCUUGUCUGAUGGAACUUGUACCAGGACUCUGCGUCAGCACUCUGACUACAUUACUUGUCUUGCUUCAGCAGGAAAAAAUAGCAAUGCUGUUGCCUCUGGGGGACUUGGAGGGGAGGUGUUCAUAUGGGAUAUCGAAGCUGCACUUUCUCCAGUUUCCAGGUCAGGCGAAGCAAUGGAAGAUGAUUCUUCAAAUGGUAUUAAUGGUUCUGGGCACCCACUACCAAUUACAAGUCUACGUACUAUCAACUCAAGCAACAAUAUAUCUGUCCAUUCUACACAAUCACAUGGAUAUGUUCCAACAGCAGCCAAAGGCCAUAAGGAGUCAGUUUAUGCAUUGGCAAUGAAUGAUAGUGGAUCACUUCUUGUCUCUGGUGGCACAGAGAAGGUUGUACGUGUUUGGGACCCAAGAAGUGGUUCAAAGACUAUGAAACUUAGAGGACAUACAGAUAACAUCAGGGCUUUGAUUCUGGAUUCUUCUGGCAGAUAUUGCUUGUCAGGAUCCUCUGAUUCAAUGAUCAGACUAUGGGAUCUUGGUCAACAGCGAUGUGUGCAUUCCUAUGCUGUGCACACAGAUUCUGUUUGGGCUCUUGCUAGUACCCCAACGUUUAGUCAUGUAUAUAGUGGUGGCAGAGACUUUUCUUUAUACUUGACUGACUUGUCAACGAGAGAGAGUCUUCUACUUUGCACUGGGGAGCAGCCUAUUUUGCAAUUGGCUUUGCAUGAUGAUAGCAUAUGGGUUGCUAGCACAGAUUCUUCAGUUACUCGGUGGCCUGCUGAAGGACAUAACCCUCAAAAAGUUUUCCAGAAAGGUGGCUCAUUUUUAGCUGGAAACUUGUCUUUCUCAAGGGCAAGGGUGUCAUUAGAAGGAUCUAGCCCUGUUCCAGUUUAUAAAGAACCACUUCUUACAAUUCCUGGAACUCCUGCAGUUGUGCAUCAUGAGAUUUUGAAUAAUAGAAGACAUGUCUUGACAAAGGAUACUGCUGGAUCAGUAAAGCUCUGGGAGAUUACUAAAGGAACUGUAAUUGAGGAUUAUGGAAAGGUUCCUUUUGAAAAGAAAAAAGAAGAACUUUUUGAAAUGGUAAGCAUUCCUGCGUGGUUCACCGUGGAUACAAGACUUGGAAGUUUGUCUAUCCAUUUGGAUACCCCACAGUGUUUUUCUGCUGAGAUGUAUUCAGCAGAUCUGAAUAUUGUGGGAAAGCCUGAGGAUGAUAAGGUUAACCUUGCACGAGAAACUCUUAAAGGACUCUUGGCUCAUUGGUUAACAAAAAGAAGACAAAGGUUUGGAAACCAAGCUUCUUCUACCAAUGGGGAGUUGCCUGGGAGGGAAAUCACUACAAGAAGUCAUGCCCAUCCAAGAAUUGAUGGAGAUUCUACUGCUGAAAAUGAUUCUGUGGUCUAUCCUCCUUUUGAAUUUUCAAUGAUAUCCCCUCCCUCCAUUAUUACUGAGGGUUCUCAGGGAGGUCCCUGGAGAAAGAAGAUUACUGAUUUAGAUGGAACUGAAGAUGACAAGGAAUUGCCGUGGUGGUGUUUGGACUGUGUCUUGAAUAAUCGCUUACCUCCUAGAGAAAAUACCAAGUGUAGUUUUUAUCUUCAGCCUUGCGAAGGUUCAACUGUUCAGAUCCUCACACAAGGAAAACUGAGUGCACCUCGGAUUUUGAGAAUUCAUAAAGUAAUAAAUUAUGUUAUUGAGAAGAUGGUUCUUGACAAGCCAUUGGAUAGUUUAAAUUCGGAUGCAACAUUUCCUCCUGGUCUUGCUGGAGGGCCAUUGCAACCUGCAACAGUUGGUGAUGGAUCUUUUCGUUCUGGAAUGAAACCCUGGCAAAAGCUUAAGCCCUCUAUAGAGAUUCUCUGCAACAAUCAGGUUUUGUCGCCAGAUAUGAGCUUAGCUACAGUGCGUGCUUAUAUAUGGAAGAAAUCUGAUGAUCUGGUUUUAAAUUAUAAGGUAUUACAAGGAAGGUGAUUCUGCAUGGCCAUGGAGUUGACCGGUGAUAAUGCUGUAAAGUUCAGGGAAAUAUUGAAUUUUUUUUCUUCUUCUGAGGACGAUGUCUCUGGAGGCUGCUAAUCCAAAAUAGAUGGGAUCCAAGUAAAUUUUAAACAAAGUACAAAUCUAGUUCAUCUUUCCUUCAAUAUGUGCUGAGAAAAGCUCCUCUAUAGCAUUUUCCUAUUUGGUGGACAAUGGAAAGUGCGUAUUGCCAAUUGGUGGAUAUUCUGCAUUGUGGAAAGAAUAUAAAGGUUUUUUCUUGUUUUACUUGUGGAUGAAGAUUGACAGAAAAGGGCUUUGGAAAUUCCCCUAGGGCCAAAUUAGAAGUAUGAUGAUGAAAAAAGAAAAAGAAAAGCACUGUAGGGGUUUAUGUUUGUGGGUUGGGUUUACAAUACAUGCAUAGCUAUAGGGUUCUCUUCUCUAUUGUGAAGGUGAGAUUUAUUUAUAUUUAAUUAAUAUAUUUUUAGAAAUAAGACAAAGAUCCCAUUUCUCUAAA
Molecule: messenger RNA, 2979 nt
Organism: Cannabis sativa
Lineage: Eukaryota; Viridiplantae; Streptophyta; Magnoliopsida; Rosales; Cannabaceae
Exons: 19
Coding region: 168-2462 (764 amino acids)
Biological process (GO): protein deubiquitination; double-strand break repair via homologous recombination
Molecular function (GO): ubiquitin binding
Source: RefSeq, a predicted model, not a curated record